GUAACGUUAGGUCUGUGUGAUACCUUGGCGUGAGUUAAUGGAGAACACAAACGUCAUCGCUUAGUUUGGUUGACUCGAACACCGUACUCACUUUAUCUUUGCAGGUGGGCAACGCUCUACGAGGCCUCCGAUGAGCUGGGAGGAUUCUGUAAUUUCAAGCAUUCUUAUAAUAUAACGUGCUUAUCCAUUAUAGCUCCGCACUCUUGUUGUCUGUAAAUUUUUUUGUCGAAAACAUCCUUAAAUUUCCAAACCCUACGGUUUUCGCCAAAUUUGCGCUUCUUGUUUUUGCAACAAUUGAUUUUAAGUUUGAAGAAAAGCUAAGAAGGUUUGAAUAAAAUGCACAAGUAUGAAAAGAUCGAAAAGAUUGGCGAAGGAACCUACGGAACGGUGUUUAAAGCGAAGAAUCGUGAAAGCGGGGAAGUUGUUGCUUUGAAACGAGUCCAACUUGAUGACGACGACGAGGGGGUUCCAAGUUCAGCGCUCAGGGAGAUCUGUAUUCUGAAGGAACUUAAACAUAAGAAUGUUGUUCGACUGCAUGAUGUGUUGCAUAGUGAACGUAAGAUGACGUUGGUGUUCGAAUAUUGUGAGCAGGAUUUAAAAAAGUAUUUUGAUUCUUGUGGUGGCGAGAUUGACAGGCCAACCGUGCAGUCGUUCAUGUACCAACUGCUCAAAGGUUUGGCUUUCUGUCAUCAACAAAACAUUUUACACCGUGAUCUAAAACCACAGAAUCUUUUAAUCAACAAAAACGGUGAAUUAAAACUUGCCGACUUUGGUCUGGCUCGUUCCUUUGGUAUCCCAGUUCGUUGUUACUCAGCCGAGGUUGUUACGCUGUGGUACCGACCCCCUGAUGUUUUGUUUGGUGCUAAGCUUUACUCCACCACCAUCGACACAUGGAGUGCUGGCUGUAUUUUCGCUGAGAUAUCUAACGCAGGCGUUCCCUUGUUCCCCGGCAACGAUGUCGAAGAUCAAUUGAAACGAAUCUUCAAAGUCCUCGGGACUCCAACCGAGCAAUCUUGGCCAGGGGUUUCAAAACUCCCUGACUUUAAGAUCUUUCCCCUCUACCCCAGCAACGCGCACUGGGCGGCCAUAACACCACGAUUGUCAUCCAGCGGACAUGAUCUCUUGAAAUGUUUGAUUGUAGCGAAUCCUAGCGAACGACUAACAGCAUCCAAUGCAUUGAAACAUCGAUAUUUUGAUGACAUACACACCAGCUGACGUUAAUCACCAUUAACACAUGAUACACACAAUCACAUUUAUUACAAAAAUACCUAAUUUAUCAUCAUUGGGAAACAAGAUUUUUACAACUGAAAUCAAUUUUCUGAGGCUAAUAUCUGAGGGUUUUUAUGGCAGAUUUAAUUUUUAAUUUUGCAGAUAUUUUUCUACAACCAAUGUUUUGCAUUUUCUCCAGUCUUUGAGUUUUGUUAAUGUCUGCAACUUGUUUGCGUUCUUCAAAAACAUUUAUUGAUAUUUACCUUUGAAGAAAUCCUCCCAAGUUUAUUUUUGUUAAGAAGCUUUUCUUGUUUUACUGUUAUGUUUGUUUUAGAUUCUGCUGUGUAUUCAAGAAUUAGGAGAAUGAAUUUCAUUAUCGUAAUGUAUUUCAUGCUUGUGCAAUAUAACAUAACAUAUAGCUAUUUGACAUUCCCAUAUUUUCAUUUAAACAGAAAUAUUUUGCUUUUAUGUUCCCCUACCAAGCUAAGCUAAAUGUUUAAAGUAUUUAACUUGGUCUUGCUUCACUUAACUCUAAUGUACCUUGUGUAACUAUCUGCAUAGGCACCAAACCUGGGGUGGCAGGGUGGGCAGACAUGCCCUUUAAUUUUAUACCCCUGUAAUCAGUAAACAUUACAACCAAUAAGUUAGAUUUGUUUAAUAAGCUUGUAUGUCUAACUAUCCCUGCCUCCCCUGUGUUUGUAUAGUUUGACGCCUAUGUCCUAACAUGCAGAAUUCUUUUGCUUUCAG
Messenger RNA from Ciona intestinalis (vase tunicate), 1956 nucleotides. RefSeq names its product cyclin-dependent-like kinase 5. NCBI's taxonomy places the organism in Eukaryota, Metazoa, Chordata, Ascidiacea, Phlebobranchia, Cionidae. Gene Ontology annotation, biological process: protein phosphorylation; axonogenesis; neuron apoptotic process. Gene Ontology annotation, molecular function: ATP binding; cyclin-dependent protein serine/threonine kinase activity. The record is from RefSeq and is a predicted model, not a curated record. Gene Ontology annotation, cellular component: nucleus; cytoplasm.